Molecule: messenger RNA, 3071 nt
Organism: Choloepus didactylus (southern two-toed sloth)
Lineage: Eukaryota; Metazoa; Chordata; Mammalia; Pilosa; Megalonychidae
Gene: MRM3
Product: mitochondrial rRNA methyltransferase 3
Exons: 4
Coding region: 2-1261 (419 amino acids)
Biological process (GO): RNA processing
Molecular function (GO): RNA methyltransferase activity; RNA binding
Source: RefSeq, a predicted model, not a curated record
GAUGGCGGCGCCGGCGAGGGUCGUGAGUUGUGCUGUGCGGCCGUUGCUGCCGGUGGUCCAGCCUUGGGACCUGUACGCGCGGCGCUGGGUCCGGGCGCUGCGACGGAGUCCGGUGAAAGUAGUGUUUCCAUCCGGACAGGUUGUGGAGCGGAAGCUCGGUCCUGGGAAGCAGCCUCGGAAGGCAGCGUCUGAGACCAAUUCCAAAGAGCAAAAACAGAAGCAGCCGCUUAAGGUGCCCACGUCCCCGACGCCCAGUACCUGGGAAGAGUCGGGGCUUCGCUACGAUAAGGCUUUUUCCGGGGACAAGAGGCUGAGAAGUGUAAUGACAAUAGUUAAAUCCAGGCCGUUUCGAGACAAGCAAGGGAAGAUCCUGCUGGAGGGUCGCAGGCUGAUUGCCGACGCUCUGAAGGCUGGUGCCGUGCCACAGGUUUUCUUCUUUAGCCGUUUGGAAUACAUAAAGGAGCUGCCUGUUGAUAAACUGAAAGGUGUGAGCCUCAUUAAGGUGAAAUUUGAGGAUAUCAAGGACUGGUCCGACCUCGUAGCGCCUCAAGGAAUAAUGGGGAUUUUUGCCAAACCUGACCAUGUUACAAUGACAUAUUCAGAAACUCAGCUUCACCAUUCACUGCCCUUGUUGUUGAUUUGUGACAAUCUCCGUGACCCUGGGAACCUGGGGACGAUUCUACGAUCUGCUGCUGGGGCAGGCUGCAGUAAAGUAUUACUCACCAAAGGCUGUGUUGAUGCCUGGGAGCCAAAAGUGCUACGGGCAGGUAUGGGUGCACAUUUCCAGGUGCCCAUUGUCAGCAAUCUGGAAUGGGAAACAGUGCCCAACUACCUGUCUACCGACACCCGGGUCUAUGUGGCUGACAACUGUGGCCUUUACGCCCAGGCCCAUGUGUCUGAUAAAGCCAGUGACCGUGCAUGGGCAUGUGACCGGCGAUUCCUGAAGUUUCGCAAGUAUGAAGAGGAGGAUCUAGAAACUGGAGCUGGUAAAGUCUGGCUCCCUGAACUUGAAGUCCAGAGUUACGACUUGGACUGGACAGAGGCCCCAGCAGCUGUGGUGAUAGGUGGGGAGACCCAUGGAGUGAGCUUGGAGUCCCUGCAGUUGGCCAAGAGCACAGGGGGACGGAGGCUGCUGAUCCCUGUCGUGCCUGGUGUGGACAGCCUAAACUCGGCCAUGGCUGCAAGCAUCCUUCUCUUUGAAGGGAAGAGACAGCUGCGAGUAAGGGCAGAACAUGCGAGCAGGGACAGGAGUUACCAGUGAAAGGGAAUGUGGAUGCCAUCUUGCACUUUAAAGGAGUUUCCUGCUCUUCCCACUUCCAGGCACACCGUAAGGAGGUCGGCAGAAUUGGCCACUGUGGGCCCGUUUAUACCGGGAGAGCUGUGUGUGACCUCUGCACCCCAUUCUCUUCUUUGAGCCUUUUCUCUGGGUGUCCCAGGUCAUCAUAUGCAAAAAAUACCAGUGUAUGCCUAUUGGAAAAAUAAGAAUUACCAUGAAUUUCUGCUUAUUCUUGAAUUGUUAACAAAGAUUAAAAUUCUUCCUGCGAUCUCUCAUCUCCCUGCUGAUUUUUAAUGGUCCUGUUUUUGUACGAUUUUACCUUUUUUUUUUUGACAUGAAAACAAACAUGGAUGAUCCACACAACUGUAUGGUGUGCUUUAAGUGUUUUUAAAAUUUGUCUGCCAAGGAGCAUUUUUGUGGCCAGACAUUCCUGACAUUUCACAAGCAUCCUCUUGGGCAGAGAGGGCAGAGGUUUUGUAGUCUUCAAGCUCGGGUUAUGGGCCACAGUUAAGGGUAUGCUGCAGAUGGCCAACUCACUCACUUCUGUCAUCAGUGGAAAAAAAAACUGUGAUGUGUAGAACCAGCAACUUACAUUAAAAAAGAUUUAUUUAAGCAUUGCCAGUUGGUUUCAGUGCCUUUUAACCUUUGGCCUAGUGGUGAGGACUUUGCUAAGAGAUUAAUGUAGGAAACGAAGGGCUCCCGGUCAUGAUGUCCAGUAGCUGCUGUUCUCUGGGCUUGGAUGUGUCAUUCUCUGGGAUUGUUUGUUCAGGCCCUUGACUUAACCAGUAUUUACAUGUAGCACAAUUUUUCCCCUUUAUGAUCAUUGAUAGAAACAGCUUAAUGCAUCAGUGGUGUCCUACCUUCUUGGCACCGCUGCAGAUAGGAUUCUUCAUGCAGAGGAGGAAACUGAGUUUUAAAAUCUUCAGCUUAACCUUGCAUCUAUCAGGAAAGUCAUCCUUUUUACUAGUCCCCUGGUAUUAGUCCUACUUUAUAAAUAAACACUUUUCGCCAACUCAGAUUACCUAUUUAUAUUUAAUCCCCCAUCCUACAUGAGGAACAGAACUGCUCAAGAAGUUGCCAUGCUCCUGGAUGCUGUGUGACAGAGGCCUCAAACAGCUCUUGCAAGGGAGGGUUCUGAAGGUGAGAGAUUGGGACCCUCAGGCCCACAACCCUGGGUAUUAUUUGGUUUCUUCUUAAUGGCAGCACUGCAGGAGGACCUUGGUGUGCUUUUCUCAAGCUCUCUGGGGUAAACUGGACUCUUACUUACCAGGUGCCAGCCAGGCUUAGCUGGGGACAUGAGGGUAAAUGCAGGUAAAUGCAGAUGGCAAGGGGCAGGUAGGACUGGAGUGUGCUCGGGCAUGUUUGAGAUGAAGAACAGUGCUCUUUGGUUGGCUUUGCCCUCCCAGGCUUCUUUUUCUGAAAAUAGGUAGCUCUAGCUGUGGGUUCAAGCUCACAGACUGUUCCUGAAACCCUCCUUCCCUGGUUGGCUUUUAGAAAAGAGAAGAACCCAAAGCAUCUGUACAGCACCUCUCCCCACAAAGGCUGGAGGGAGCACUCGGCGUAAUCGGCAGACUUCACAUGAGUUGAAAGAGGACCAUCAUGCCUCUCACACCUGUGAGCUAAGUCUGGGAGGAAGCCCAGAGAGUUCAUGCCACAUGGGUCUCCCUCAACACCUUAGAAAAGUGCUAAAGGAACAGAUGUUGCUACAACAAAGCUCACAUCUCUAGUAUGAAACCAAUCUCCCACAAUUUGUGUCCCUGGGUUAUUGUGCCUUCUGAUUUUUGUUACAAAUUAA